Molecule: messenger RNA, 1286 nt
Organism: Physeter macrocephalus (sperm whale)
Lineage: Eukaryota; Metazoa; Chordata; Mammalia; Artiodactyla; Physeteridae
Gene: GPN3
Product: GPN-loop GTPase 3
Exons: 7
Coding region: 1-774 (257 amino acids)
Molecular function (GO): GTPase activity
Source: RefSeq, a predicted model, not a curated record
AUGAUAUUAAGAAACGGUAAUUGGUUUUCUUGUGAGGAUAAUGCUCUUGUAUUCUGGGCCCUCUCUGUGGUUUCAGACAUCCGGGAAUUGAUUGAGGUGGAUGAUGUGAUGGAGGACAAUACUCUGCAGUUCGGUCCCAAUGGAGGAUUGGUAUUUUGCAUGGAAUACUUUGCCAAUAAUUUCGAUUGGCUAGAGGACUGUCUCGGCCAUGUAGAGGAUGACUACAUCCUUUUUGACUGUCCAGGUCAGAUUGAAUUGUACACUCACCUGCCCGUGAUGAAACAGCUGGUCCAGCAACUAGAACAGUGGGAGUUUCGAGUCUGUGGAGUUUUUCUUGUUGAUUCUCAAUUCAUGGUGGAGUCGUUCAAGUUUAUUUCUGGCAUCUUGUCAGCCCUGAGUGCUAUGAUCUCUCUAGAAAUUCCUCAAGUUAACGUCAUGACGAAAAUGGAUCUGCUGAGUAAGAAAGCUAAAAAGGAAAUUGAGAAGUUUCUAGAUCCAGACAUGUAUUCUUUAUUAGAUGACCCUACAAGCGACUUAAGAAGCAAAAAAUUCAAAAAAUUGACUAAUGCUAUAUGUGGACUGAUUGACGACUACAGCAUGGUUCGAUUUUUGCCUUACGAUCAGUCAGAUGAAGAAAGCAUGAACAUCGUAUUACAGCAUAUUGAUUUUGCCAUUCAGUAUGGAGAAGACUUGGAAUUUAAAGAACCGAAGGAACAUGAAGAUGAGUCAUCUUCCGUGUUUGACGAAUAUUUUCAAGAACACCAGAAUGAAUGAAGAGUUUGUUAAAAAGUAACCGAAUGUGUGAAGGAGCUUGUGGCUGAACUGGCAGAACCUUCUUCUCUUCGAAAGAUGGAAUACUAGAAAGCUACUUACUUUAAUGAAAAAAAAUAAUACUUGACUCUUUAUCAGCAAUCAGGAACAUGCCUGAAUCAAGUUCUUAGUUAUUCUGAAACUGCUGCUGUUUAAAGUGGCAUCUUUGAGUAUUAUUGGAACAGCAUAAUUUAGAUUUUAAAAGUCGAAAUUGAAAUGAAUGUAGAUAGAUUUGUGUAUAUAAUAUAAAUUAGCACCUGUGAUACAGUUAAGACCAGUCUACUUUUAGUUUUACUGUUUGAUUUUUGUUAUUUUUGAAGUUUUUUUGGAGGGACAGGAAUUAUUGUAACAAAAUAUACAUAUAUGUGUCCAAAGAAAAAAAAAUCUGGAAGGAUAUAGAUAAGACCAUUGCUUACCUGUAUCUUCCAGUUCUCCUACAUUGAAAAUGUAUUAUUUGUGUAAUUUAAAAAUGAAAA